AUGUAUACAUUAUAUGAUUUCGAGAAUUUCACUAGAGAAGAAAUUUUAGAUUUCUUUACAAAGCUGUUGAUUGCUCAUUAUCCUCAGCAGAUUGAAUCUAUCAUGUUGAAACAAGAUCAAUCUAUAUAUCACUCAUUACAGGUAGAAUUUCCAAUGAUUCUUGAAGGUGAUGUAAACUUUGGUCCUUUGUUUAUUGCUGAACCUAGAAAGUUGUUACCUUUGUUUCAUGAAGCACUUCUCAUUAGUCAGGAGAGAAUCAAAGCACUCUAUACUGAGGGUGGUGUAAAUGUACCUGUAAAUCGAAACACUUUCAAUGCUCAUAGCAAUACGAGUCAGCAACAACAACAACAGCAAGUGUUUAAUCCAUCACAACUCACUAUAAAGAAGAACUGUAGAGUGAGAGUUAGUGAACUACCUAUAUGUAGAGAGAUUAGAAAGUCAUUCUUACCACGAUCGAAUGAGUAUGGUUUGUUUGUAGAGUUUAGAGGUACUGUGAUCAGAACUGGUUCCACCAAGAUUGUCGAGCGUUCCAAAUACUAUGUUUGUACAAAGUGUAAGGAGUCAUUCAAGGUUCAUAUCGACUACGAACAACACAACCAAUUCGAUGUGCCAAAACGAUGUCCUAAUCCACGUCGUUGUGAGAAUCAAUAUUUCAAACCGAUGCAAGACGGUUCCAGUUCGAUGGACGAACACUGUGACUACCAAGAGAUCAAGCUGCAGGAGAAUAUCCACCAGAUCGGAGCCGGUACGAUUCCGCGAUCGAUUAUGGUCAUUCUCCAAGAGGAUCUGGUUGACAGCUGUCAGGCAGGAGACGAUAUCAUUGUGAGUGGUGUUGUAAUUAGACGUUGGCGACCGUUGAAAACAGAGGAGCGUUGUGAAGUCGAGAUGGUUCUGCUGGCGAAUAAUGUGAGGGUGAUGAACGAGCAGCGGUUUGGCGCUGGUCUGACCGAUGAGUUAAAGUGCCAGUUUGAAGACUUUUGGAUUGCACACGAAGCCAAUCCACUGGUUGGAAGAAAUCUGAUAUUGCGAUCGGUCUGUUCCGGUGUCUAUGGAAUGUUUGUUGUCAAGUUGGCGUUGAUGCUGGUGAUGAUCGGUGGCGUCAGUAUCAACGAUCGUGAAACCAAUACAAAGCGUAGAGGCGAGUGUCACAUGCUCUUGGUAGGUGAGCCCGGUACUGGAAAGAGUCAGUUCCUAAAGUAUGCGGCGAAGGUGGCAUCGCGGUCUGUUCUCACCACGGGAAUUGGAACGACCAGUGCCGGUCUGACGGCUGCCGUUGUCAAGGAGCAAGGUGGUGAAAUGAUGUUGGAAGCGGGUGCGUUGGUGCUGGCCGACGGUGGUGUCUGUUGCAUUGACGAGUUCAGCGGAAUCAACGAGAAAGAUCGUGCCACCAUUCACGAAGCGAUGGAGCAGCAAACCAUCAGUAUUGCCAAGGCCGGUAUCAUCACUAGUUUACACACGCGAUGCUCUAUCAUCGCCGCGACAAACGCCAAGGGUAAAUACGAUGAACAACAAUCAUUGAUGGUCAAUACAAACUUGGCAUCUCCACUCCUUUCGAGAUUCGACAUCAUAUUGAUCAUCACCGACGAUCAAGAACCGGAAUGGGAUAGGAUGAUAUCGGAAUUCAUAUUGCGUCGUGGACAGCCACUGAAAGAAUCGGACGACAAAUUCUGGAAUGAAAAUCUUCAGAGCUAUCUCUAUUAUAUUAAGAAUACAUUCAAUCCAACACUCUCAGAGGAUAGCAAACUACUGCUAGAUGCAUACUUCCAGAAGCAGAGAACCGGUGCCACUCAGAGAAACGAAGCAAGAAUCACAACGAGAUUGUUGGAGUCGUUGAUUCGUUUGUCACAAGCUCACGCAAGGCUGAUGUUUAGAAACGUAGUAGAGAUACAGGAUGCCAUCUUUGCAAUCUACAUGAUUGAGUGCUCAGCAGAAUCCUCGUGCAUUCUUACAUGCUUGAAUGCACAACAAUCUAGGUUCCCUGAAGACCCAGAACAUGACUAUAAACAAAUCGAAAGAGCUAUCAAGAACUCACUGGGACUCUACGAUAUCAGCUACAACCCAUCAAAGAGAAAGAAAACAAAACCAAAAGAGACUUUUCAUACCGUUAACAAGUCAUGGAUAAAUUCAAACUAUGAUGACGACGAAGAAGAGGAAGAGGUUGAAGAUGAUGGAAAUGAAGCUGAUGAAGAGAAUGAAGAAGAAACUGAACAAGUUGAAGAGGUUGACGAAGUUGAAGAGGUACAUGCUGAAGAAGAAGUAGAAGAAGUCGAAGAAGUUGAAGCUGAAGAACCUGGAGUAUUCGAGGAAGCAAAUGAAUUUAUUAGAGAUGAUAUUAUUGCUGGAGGAUUUGUUCAACCUCAACAAUCAGUUAUUAUCAACGACCAAGAAGCAAGCCAACAUAAUAUGGAUGAAAGUGACAUUUCCUUUAGAUUGGACAUCGAUACAACAACCAGUAAUAGUAGCAAUGACAAUACAAAAUCAAAAGGUAGUGGAAAUAACAAUAACAACAACAACAGUGGAAAAUCAUUAAACGGGAACGUUGUCACAACAUUCAUUGACGAUGAAGAUAUGUUCAAUGAUUUAUCAGAUAAUAUUAUAAUGAAACGUAGUACUACGCCAACAACAAUAACCAACAAUAACAAAAAUAAUAAUAAUAAUAAUAAUAACAAACAACAACAACAAAAACAAUCACAAACCACUCGUGUAAACAAAACAACUACCAAUGACAAUGAUUUGGAUGGAAUUGAAUUCGAUGAUGAUACCGUUGAAAUAUCACAAGUACCGGUAUCGUCUCAAGCACGAAGAUCACAGGUCAAACAUUUAUCGAGCCAAAACUCAACGCAAUUCAACGAAUCACUUGCUGAACUACAGAGAGAAAUGGAUCAACAACAAGAGAGUUCAAUGAAUUGGGAGUUUUCACCUGAAGUUGACUAUGGUAAAGUUAGAUCAGAUGAUCAACUACCAAGUGACGAAGAGAUUGAGCAAUCACAAGUAACAACUGAUAAUCAUACAAGUCAUCAACAAAUACAAAGCUCAACAACAAAAUCAUCAAUGUUUGACGAUGAUUUAGAAGACUUGGAAAUGUAA
This is a messenger RNA of Heterostelium album PN500, 3087 nucleotides long. It is a transcript of the gene mcm9, whose product is annotated as MCM family protein. The transcript is spliced from 2 exons. Gene Ontology annotation, biological process: double-strand break repair via homologous recombination; DNA replication. Gene Ontology annotation, cellular component: MCM complex; nucleus. Gene Ontology annotation, molecular function: ATP hydrolysis activity; single-stranded DNA binding; ATP binding. The coding region runs from base 1 to 3087 and encodes 1028 amino acids. Lineage: Eukaryota; Evosea; Eumycetozoa; Acytosteliales; Acytosteliaceae. The record is from RefSeq and is a predicted model, not a curated record.